This is a messenger RNA of Daldinia caldariorum, 1499 nucleotides long. RefSeq lists its product as uncharacterized. The record is from RefSeq and is a predicted model, not a curated record. The coding region runs from base 308 to 1132 and encodes 274 amino acids. NCBI's taxonomy places the organism in Eukaryota, Fungi, Ascomycota, Sordariomycetes, Xylariales, Hypoxylaceae. The transcript has 2 exons.
UAACGGCGGUGUUCAUUAUACUGUAGCGUACUACGCAUGUUGUAUUGUAGCUGGAAAUAUAUGGGAAUUAGAUGAGGGUAGAAUAUAGAAAGUUAACGAGCCUUUUCUAUUUAUAACCCGAAAGCCUAUCCCUAUUAAUAUCCCCGAGGAUAGCAUCUUACGUGAAGAGCGCUAUUUCUUCAACAAUCCUAAAUAUUCAAACUUUCGCUAUCCGAUUAUUUCCUCUUUCGAUCAUUGGAUCUUUCCUCCGAAGUUGCCACCACCUUGGGAAUCUCUGAAGCCGUCAAACUCGAGCGCAAGUGAAACUAUGCCAAGGCCCCCGGUUCACCAUGAAUCUUGCCGAAUAACUGGCCACGCGAGCGGGCUUGAUAUGGCUCGUUUGAUUCCCAAGGUCUGUGAUUCCUGGUUCAGUUCGAAUUACAUGCGUGAAUAUGCAUCGAAUACUAUACAUAAUAAUGCUCUAGACGAUGCCCCUAACCGCCUGCCCCUCCGUACGGAUAUCCAUCGUUUCCUGGAUAGAAGCUACCUCACUAUUGUCCCGAAGCCAAAUUCAAAGGACAGCCCGAGUGCUACCCGUUCCUAUACCUUGACCACACAUAUACUUCGACCGACUAACAGGUCGAUUUACGCUAACGUUGAAAUGAUAUCGCUCUACCAUAAUCUCAAAGUUCAUCCACUCAAUGGAAACCCUAUAGAAUAUGCUUUCGCUCGGUUUGCCUGGAAUCUUUUCGUCGAUACUAUACUCCUACUUUUCCAAAACAAAAAUAUGACGACGAGAACGAUGUUCUACAUUUCAGUCUCCGAGAGAUCAGAGGAAACUAUGGAGCGUCAGUUAGAACACAAGGAGUUCAAAGGCAACCCGCCAUUACCGAGAGCCUGGAAGAAGGAAAAGCCUCAUAGUAGAAAACGUUCCUGGUCCGAGAUGGCACGAGAUGAUGUCGAUAGUACCGGUGAUACUGAGUCUGUAGAUUCAUACGGUUCCACUGCCUACGACGCAUAUUUUGAAGAUAUAUAUAGAGAGUGCUACGAUAACGGCAGCGAAUAUCUAUACAGUGAAUACGACGAUAACGGCAGUGAUACGUACUCUCCGAGAAACCGCUCCCGGUCUUCUAGUCCCGACAGUAGCGAAUAGCUCUGGUAGAAUGGGCCUAAUGAAGAACGCAUAAGGUAGCUUUCAUGGCGCUACCUUAGGUAGGUAAACGCCUUGGGUUUCACCAAGGACUAUGACAUCACGGUCUCAUAAGAGGUAUUUUCAAAGUAACUGUUCGAAAGGGUUUUCUUUGUCUUAUAGGGUUAUUAAGCGUAUAUUUCUGACGGUCCUCGGGGUAUUUUCAAAGUAGCGAUUCCAAAGGUCUUACUUUUUUUUAUAAGGUUAUUAAGCGUGUAUUUCGGACGGCCCUUGUUUUACGAGAGUCAAAUUAUUAGGUACCAAUGUAUUUCUAACAGGUUUUAUUUUAUUAUCUUGAAGCAAUAAAAAAAAAGUACAGCUUUACAAGUAA